Molecule: messenger RNA, 1422 nt
Organism: Phymastichus coffea
Lineage: Eukaryota; Metazoa; Arthropoda; Insecta; Hymenoptera; Eulophidae
Product: kynurenine aminotransferase-like
Exons: 8
Coding region: 1-1422 (473 amino acids)
Biological process (GO): biosynthetic process
Cellular component (GO): cytoplasm; mitochondrion
Molecular function (GO): L-kynurenine:2-oxoglutarate transaminase activity; pyridoxal phosphate binding
Source: RefSeq, a predicted model, not a curated record
AUGGCGUCUAAUGCUCAUCAGCGCCAUCAGCGCCAUCAGCGGAGUCUGAUUGAACCAUCUCCUAUGCUGAAGGCUGAACUGAAGCAUUUAGCAUUCGAAUAUCCGAUUAGCCCUGUGGCGCAUCGGAGUCCUCAGAUUCUCAGCUUGGUGUUCAGUGGCGAUGCGGCUGUUCUCAAAAACUUGGCCAACAAGUUUGACUUUCCCUCGCACAUCGCCGGGACGAAUCGUAGUGCCGCGAACGAGCUGCAGCCGUUCGCGGCGGAGUAUAGUCCCGUGGACUUGGGCAUCGACUACCUCGACGACGAAGCGCCUGCGAAGAUCCAACACGCACUGGCGAACGCGACCCUGUUCGGUGGUCCGGCUGCCAAUCAAGUGUCCGUUAGCGACGGACUGCUGAGGCUGAGGCGCGCGAUCAGCACCUUGUACUCGCGGCUGAUCGGUCGCGAGCUCGACGCGCAGGAGAACGUCGUGAUCACGGCUGGCGCGACCGAGGCAGUCAAUUCCGCUUUCUCGGGACACACGUCUCCCGGCGAUGAGUGGGUGGUCAUCGAGCCUGCCUACACCAUGUAUCUGCCCAUGAUCAAAAUGGCCAGGGGCGUUCCGAGAUUCACCUCCCUGAAAUUAAGAAAGCACCGCGGCAGGAUCGACGGAGAGGACUGGGUGUUGGACAAGGCGGAAAUGGAGAGCUUGUUUAGCGAAAAGACCAAGGGUAUCCUGUUGAACAAUCCGCUGAACCCGAUCGGCAAGGUGUACACGCGCGAGGAGCUCGAGUUCAUCGGCAGCCUGGCGGUCAAGUACAACACCAUCGUCGUGUGCGACGAGGCGCACGAGUGGGUCACUCACAAGCCGCACAUCAGAAUCGCGUCGCUGCCGGGAAUGUUCGAGCGCACGAUCACCGUCGGCUCGUCGAGCAAGUCCUUCAGCGUGUCGGGCUGGAGAAUCGGUUGGGCCUACGGACCGAAGGAAAUCCUGAACCACGUGAAAACUGUCCACGCGAAUACGCUCGACAGUGCCCCAACGCCGCAGCAGCAAGCCGUAGCGUCCGCGUUCGAGGACGAGAUACGCGACUUUGGCUCCCCGGACUCGUACUUCGUUAGCCACAGACGACACGUUCAAUGGCAGCGCAACUUCUUGACCAAGGCGUUCGCCGACGUCGGCAUGAGACCCGUCGUGUCGGACGGCGGCUACUGCAUGCUCGUCGACUGGACGCCGCUGAGGCGCAGGUUCGGCGGCAAAGUCAACGGCGCCAUGGAUUUCGUCAAGUGGAUGAUUCGGAACGUCGGAGUCUUGGGAUUGCCGAUGUCGUCCUAUUACGGGGACGCGCACAAACACAUGGGCGAGAACUUUGCGAGAUACUGUUUUCACAAGAAAAACGAUACUCUCAUAGAAGCCGCGCGAAGACUGAAGAAACUCAAUAAGUGA